This is a messenger RNA of Oryza sativa Japonica Group (Japanese rice), 2129 nucleotides long. RefSeq lists its product as uncharacterized. Gene Ontology annotation, molecular function: malonyl-CoA decarboxylase activity. The record is from RefSeq and is a predicted model, not a curated record. Gene Ontology annotation, biological process: acetyl-CoA biosynthetic process; fatty acid biosynthetic process; malonyl-CoA catabolic process. NCBI's taxonomy places the organism in Eukaryota, Viridiplantae, Streptophyta, Magnoliopsida, Poales, Poaceae. Gene Ontology annotation, cellular component: mitochondrial matrix; peroxisomal matrix.
AAUUUCUACAUAAAUCCUCUGAUUCAAAGUGCCCUAAGAUGACUUUUGCAGCACUCCCGUAACCGAUUCGCUUUCACACGACACCGCGACGGCUGAACCCAACCCACCACGUUGGCCGCCCACGCCGCGACCUUUCGCCGGCGGCGAACUCCCCGGCGGCGCCGCCACAUGACCAGGAACCACUCCCCCAAGUCCCUCGCCGUCCUCCUCCGCGCCCGGAUGCACCCCGACCCCGUCUCCCCCGCCCCGCCGCCGCCCGCUCCGACGGCGGCGGCGGCACCCGACCCCGAUCCGUCCGCCCCGCCCGCCGCCGCCGCCGUCCGCCACUGGCUCCACGCCUCCGUCUCCUCCUCCGCCUCCACCGCCCUCGACCGCUUCUCCGACGGCUACCGCUCCCUCGACCGCCCCGGCCGCCGCGAGAUCCUCCGCUCCCUCGCGGCCGACUACGACGUGCCCCGCGCGCGCGUCCGCGACCUCAUGCGGCAGUAUCUGAGCGCCGCGGCGGCGGGCGGGGAGGAGGAGGAAGAGGAGCACCCGGAGGCGGGAGGCGGCGGCGGCUCUGCGUCGGCGAUGUACCGGAUGGAGCGGGGGCUCCGGGAGGCGCUCCGGCCCAAGUACGCCGGGUUCCUCGAGGCCAUGAACGCGCAGCCCGGCGGGCUCAAGCUCCUCGCCGUCAUCCGCGCCGACCUCCUCGCAUUGCUGGGGGAGGAGAACUUGCCAGCGCUGCGUGCGCUGGACGGGUACCUGAAGGAGAAGCUCGUGACAUGGCUCAGCCCCGCGGCGCUGACCCUCCACCAGAUAACUUGGGAUGAUCCGGCCUCCUUGCUAGAGAAGAUUGUGGCAUAUGAAGCUGUGCAUCCAAUUAGGAAUUUGAUUGACUUGAAGAGAAGGUUGGGCGUCGGUCGCCGUUGCUUUGGGUACUUCCAUCCUGCAAUACCAGGAGAACCAUUGAUCUUCAUUGAAGUUGCUCUGCUCAAAGAUACUGCCGCAUCUAUACAGGAAGUUCUGUGGGAUGACCCUCCAACUCCUGAGAGUGAAGCCAGAUGUGCAUUAUUUUACUCAAUAUCAUCAACCCAGCCAGGCCUAUCUGGUAUCAAUCUGGGAAAAUUUCUUCUCAAACGUGUGAUUGAAAUGUUAAGAAGAGAUAUGCCUUCAGUACAGAUUUUUGCAACUCUUAGUCCAAUCCCUGGUUUCAUGCAAUGGCUUCUUGCUAAGCUGGCAUCCCAAAUAAAGUUAGCAGAGGCAGAAUCACAGGAUGGCAGUUUAUUAGAAGGAACCAGUUCCACUUUCAGAGAAUCCAUCCUUUUUCCGGAGGAAGAGAGGAUGAUACAUGAUGCGGUUGAACAUGCUGGUGGAAAAAGUGGAAUCAAACUACUGCAAGAUAUACUGAAAUCAAGUCAGUGGGUAAAAUCUGACAAAUUAUCUUCUGCACUGAAAUCUCCUUUGAUGCGUUUGUGUGCAAGGUAUCUCGCCAGGGAGAAAAAACGAGGAAAAGCUCUUGAUGCUGUUGCAAAUUUUCACUUGCAAAAUGGAGCAAUGAUCGAGAGGAUAAACUGGAUGGCUGACCAAUCAGAGAAGGGCAUUCAACAGAGUGGAGGUAUCAUGGUAAAUUAUAUGUACAGAUUAGAGAAUAUAGAAGAGUAUGCGCUGUCAUAUUUGGGUACAGGGCUCGCUCAUACUUCAUCUAACUUGCUCCAAUAUAUCGAGCCAAAGGAUACAUGAGCUGAAGAACACUUUUGGAAAUGAAGUUUUUCAUCCAGCGAAGGAUUAUAAGGAUAUCAUUGGAUACGGAUAAUAACUUAAUAAGGAUAUCACACUUCUCCCUGGUCCUUGUGGACUUGAAUUCGUCAUAUAAAUUGUUCGUGAUAAUGUAUAGCCGCGUGUACAGUGUACUUCUGUUUCUGAUUGGCCUCGCUGCACUGGCAGCAUUGUAGCACUAGGAGUAACUAGUAAUUAGUUUAUCUUGGCCAUUCAUUCUCUCCUGUUCUGGUAAAUGUAUCAGGGAAUACGGAAUACCUAAAUACCUAAUAGUCAUAGUCACAAUAUCAUGCAUACCAAUGCAAGAAGAAGCACUUACAUUUGCACUUAUUUGAGACCAGUGAUCUCAUGCAUAUGACUUGGUGGAUGUA